Messenger RNA from Oryza brachyantha (malo sina), 2159 nucleotides. RefSeq lists its product as uncharacterized. Gene Ontology annotation, molecular function: 2-oxoglutarate-dependent dioxygenase activity. The transcript is spliced from 15 exons. NCBI's taxonomy places the organism in Eukaryota, Viridiplantae, Streptophyta, Magnoliopsida, Poales, Poaceae. The coding region runs from base 28 to 1680 and encodes 550 amino acids. The record is from RefSeq and is a predicted model, not a curated record.
UCGUCGUGGUGGGAGACGGCGGAAGCGAUGCGAGCGGAGGAGCACGACGCCGGCGAGUUCGUGGGCGCGCGGCUGGACGCCGGCCUCCGUGCCGCGCGCUUCGAGUCGCCGCCGUCCGCCGAGGAGUUCGCGGCCUCCAUCGAGCCCAGGAACGCCCCCGCGGUGUUCCGUGGCGUGGUUAAGGAUUGGGCUGCCUCCUCCCGCUGGGAUCCUCUCAAUGGCGGCCUCGACUACUUGCUGGAAAAGGUUGGACCCGAUGUUGAUGUGGAAGCGAUGAUGUCGAGCACUGGGCAUGUGUUCUAUGGGGACCUUAGAAGCCAUGAGAGGGUUCUUGUUCCGUUCUCCAAAUUCAUCCAAUCGUGCAAAUAUUACCUGAGGUAUCCGAGUGGUGCUAGUGAGUCAUCCAAAGCGCAGGAAAUCCUCAAGGAGCCUACUUCUUCAGAGGAGGGGUGCUCGAGCAGCUUAGAGAGUUGUGACCAAGUCUAUUUAGCACAAGUUUCAAUUCUGAACGCUGAGAACAAAGAGAGAUGCUCGCUGGAAAUUUUGAAAGACGACAUUCAGGAGCCUACAUUCGUAAAAGGAAAACCAUUUUCAUCAAUAAACAUUUGGAUGAAUAGAGCUCACUUGAGAUCGAGUACCCAUUAUGAUCCUCACCAUAACCUUCUCUGUGUAGUGGCUGGCUGCAAAAAAGUAACUUUGUGGCCUCCCUCAGUAUCCCCAUAUUUGUAUCCAAUGCCUGUGUAUGGAGAGGCCUCCAACCAUAGCUCUGUCAGCAUUGAGGAACCAGAUUAUUCAAGUUACUCAAGAGCAAGAUACAUGAAAUCAUAUUCUGAGAGAGUAACUCUAAAUAGUGGCGAUGCUCUUUUCAUACCAGAAGGAUGGUAUCAUCAAGUUGACAGUGAUGAUUUGACAAUAGCAAUUAACUUUUGGUGGAAGUCAAGAAUAAUGGCUGAAAUGUUAGAACAUAUGGAUGCCUACUAUCUACGACGUAUCCUGAGCAGAUUGGUGGAUAAGGAGAUGAACAAAAUGGUGCAGGAGAGCUCCCUUCAUCGUUCAGACGUUAGCACUGUUUGUCAGCCUACGGAUGAAGCAUCAGGUUCCGAGCAAUUGACUUUGCACAACCAGAUUACAAAUUCUAAUUUACCUGACAAAAAGGAUUCACCACUGCAAACUCUGGAACCAUCCACCCUCCAAGCACUUUAUGAACUUAUGUCACUGGUUCACAACAGUGUUGAAAUGGUUAGCCAAAAUGAAAUAGCAGAACCGCCAUGCCAGGAUGCAUCUUGCAACCCAAGCAAUGAAAGAAAGAGGAUUGCUGCAGAUGGUUCAUCUUUAUUGGAGAAAGAUGCUGUUGCAAAAAUAAUUUUGCCACUUGAGCCGCUUGAAUUGCAGAGCAUGCUGCUUGUUAUGGUGCAUACUUUCCCAAGGACUCUAGAAGCUCUUGUCCUCAACAUGCUUGGACCAAUAGGAGCAGAGAUACUGACAAGGAAGUUUGAUGAGAUGGACCAACAAGCCACAAAAGAGCAGCAGAGUGAGUUUUACAAGACAUUCUACAGCGUAUUUGAUGACCAAUAUGCUGCCAUGGAUGCACUUCUUAAUGGGAAAGAAUUAUUUUCUUUUCAGGUAUUCCAGAGUGUACUGGACCAAUAUAUUGGGGUUCAUGUUAACCGACCAAAGUAAUACACUAGUACAGGUCAAUUUAUGGAUCAUGUAGCAUGUAACCCUAGGUUUGUCUUAACUAGAAAAUUUUCUCCUGUGUUUUGUUGAAUCAAUGCUAGAUAGCCUCGUGGUCGUUACAAAAGGGUCAUAGUGAACAAACCUCCCCUCUGAAUGAUUUCUUUACUCAGGUAGAUCCUUGUUCUUUGAACUUAGCAAUUCUGAAGAGCAGCGGUUUUCGCUCGGGUGGCGGGUUCACCCUUCCUUCUAGGACAUGUUUCGGUGUUGGUCCAUUCAAACAAGGCAUGCCUUCAAACAAAUAUCAACGAUUUAGCAGUGUACAUUUCAAUUGUUUAUAUUUCAUCAAAAUGAAUGUACCUGUCUACUUUUUGGACACAAAAAUACAUACAUCUUUUACUCGUUAGGCAUCACCAUGACCGUUUGCAGUGAUACUUUCAUUCUUUGGCAGCCAGAAAGAGAAUAAAAUGGAGCUAGCACUUCUA